This is a messenger RNA of Charadrius vociferus (killdeer), 1350 nucleotides long. It is a transcript of the gene BTBD1, whose product is annotated as BTB (POZ) domain containing 1. Lineage: Eukaryota; Metazoa; Chordata; Aves; Charadriiformes; Charadriidae. The transcript has 7 exons. The record is from RefSeq and is a predicted model, not a curated record. Bases 40 to 1044 code for a protein of 334 amino acids. Gene Ontology annotation, biological process: neurogenesis. Gene Ontology annotation, cellular component: cytosol; P-body.
CUUUAUUCAGAUGAAGUUCAAAUUGGUCCAGAAACAGUCAUGACUACUUUAUACACUGCUAAAAAAUAUGCAGUCCCAGCCCUGGAAGCACAUUGUGUGGAUUUUCUAACGAAGCACCUCCGAGCAGAUAAUGCCUUUAUGCUGCUUACUCAAGCUCGUUUGUUUGAUGAGCCUCAGCUUGCUAGUCUUUGUCUUGACACAAUAGACAAAAGUACUAUGGAUGCAAUAAGUGCAGAAGGCUUUACUGAUAUUGACAUAGACACAUUAUGUGCAGUUCUAGAAAGAGACACCCUUAGUAUUCGAGAAAGUAGACUCUUUGGAGCUGUUGUUCGCUGGGCAGAAGCAGAAUGUCAAAGACAACAACUGCCUGUGACAUUUGGAAACAAGCAAAAAGUCCUUGGAAGAGCUCUUUCCUUAAUCCGUUUUCCAUUAAUGACUAUUGAAGAGUUUGCAGCAGGUCCUGCUCAGUCUGGAAUCCUGUCAGAUCGGGAAGUAGUAAAUCUCUUUCUGCAUUUUACUGUCAAUCCUAAGCCUAAAGUAGAUUAUAUUGACCGACCAAGAUGUUGCCUUAGAGGAAAAGAAUGCAGCAUUAACAGGUUCCAGCAAGUGGAGAGUCGCUGGGGCUACAGUGGAACAAGUGAUCGGAUUAGGUUCACAGUUAAUAGAAGAAUUUCCAUAGUGGGAUUUGGAUUAUAUGGAUCUAUUCAUGGACCCACAGACUAUCAAGUUAAUAUACAGAUAAUUGAUUACGAGAAGAACCAAACGCUAGGACAAAAUGAUACUGGAUUUAGUUGUGAUGGAACAGCCAGUACAUUCAGAGUUAUGUUCAAAGAACCUAUAGAGAUUUUGCCAACGGUUUGCUACACAGCUUGUGCAACGUUGAAAGGUCCCGAUUCCCACUAUGGAACAAAGGGUUUGAAGAAAGUGAUUCAUGAAUCUCCUACUGCUAGCAAAACAUGCUUUGUCUUUUAUAGUUCGCCAGGUAACAACAAUGGUACAUCAAUAGAAGAUGGACAGAUACCAGAAAUAAUAUUUUAUACAUAAUUUCACAUGAUCAUCUCGAAUGUGUCAGUGUAUCGGUGGACUUCAGCUCACUAUUGGCGGCGGUUAAAAAAUUCUGUGAAAUUACAUGAAUGUGUGAAAACUUGUUUAAGAGGUACCAGAAAAGCUAUUUUCUCUGCAUCGCUAUUGGCAGAAUGUAAUACAGCUUUUCCUUUUAACAAAAGGGCAGGUGGAAUAAGUAUUCUGUAUAUUGAAAAGAUUGCUUUAAAUUGUAACUUGUGAUUAAUUGCUUUGUAUUUUCACCCCUUCAUUUCUCAUGUAGUAAAAUUCAUUUUUUGAACUGGAAAA